Messenger RNA from Hibiscus syriacus, 1774 nucleotides. RefSeq lists its product as uncharacterized. The transcript is spliced from 2 exons. Lineage: Eukaryota; Viridiplantae; Streptophyta; Magnoliopsida; Malvales; Malvaceae. The coding region runs from base 4 to 1509 and encodes 501 amino acids. The record is from RefSeq and is a predicted model, not a curated record.
UUCAUGGAGAUUCAGCAUGCAAUCCAUGAGCACCCCUUGUCGCUCCAAGAGGGAUUAUGGGGAUAUUGCUCUGCAUGUUGGAGGUCCUUAUCCGGCUCGGGUUUUGGUUGCCGACAAUGUCGAAAGUUUUUUCACAAAUCUUGUCUCGAUGAGCUCAAACUUGAUGAGCACGGCUUUAAACAUUUCGCUCAUCCUCAUCCCUUGAAGCCUGUUGAUUUGGAGCAGCAGAAAGAUGAUGAAGUUGUCUGCUCCAUUUGUGAAGAGAUACGCUCUUCUUCUUCUACCUACGGGUGCAUGGAAUGUAAGUUUUUCGUUCAUAAAACUUGCCUCACCAGCAUUCCACCACGCUUGACCAAUCAUCUCAUCCAUCCAUGCACUCUUGCACGCACCAGCAUUUUUUAUUAUUUCUCGUGUGAUAAAUGUCAUUCAAACUGGCCCAACGAAACAUUUUUCUGCAAGCCAUGUGGUUUCUACCUGCAUGUCAAAUGUGCCAUGGAUUCUGUUGCAGAAUCUGAAGAAGCCAAAGAGAUCCGACAUGUCAGCCACCCACAUCCACUUUCACUCAUCCAAAACCAUCAACAAUAUGGAAAAGAACCUAGCUGUGCAGCAUGUGCUGAAACCUGUUUACCUCCGACACCAACUUUAAGGUGUAUUGAAUCAUCAUGCACCCGCUUCUUCUUACACAAAUCAUGCGCUGUUAAUUUCCCUCAUCAACCUCGCCUGUCUUACCAUCCCUGUCACCCCAAACACCAACUCACCAUUACCUCCCUCCCAUACAACGGUCCUACUUGUGGUGCAUGUUGUUGGCGCAUUGAUUCAUCCCUCUUUGCAUACACCUGCCGUGAUGUUCAUUGUGGGUUUGGCCUUCACUUGGAUUGUGCUAAGCUCUUUCCCACUUUUGAAAGCGAUGGCCAUCGACACCCUCUAACUCUCUUCGACAUAACACCCGGUUUCACUUGUCAUCUUUGUGGUGUUAACUGCACCACCUUCGUCCUUCGAUGUGUGCCGUGUAAUUUCAACAUCCAUCUGCAGUGUCUUCCCUCAAAACCCAAAACAGUAACCCAUAAAUCCCAUCUCCAUCCCUUGAUCCAUACAAACUCUCCUUUUGAAUAUGAGUUGAACUCGGAGGAAGACGCUUAUAACUCCGACGAUGAAUUCUACUGUGAUGUUUGCGAGGAGAAAAGAUUCAAAAGGGAUCCGGUUUAUUACUGUGCAGACUGUAAAUUUAUUGCAGAACUUAAGUGCGUCAUCGAUGAAGUGCUGCCGUUGAUUCCAAGGAGAGAACCUAUUCAACAAGUUGAUCCCCGUGAUUAUGAUCGUCUUCAUGUUGCUGUCCCCCCCACAGGUAAUGCCAACGACGGUGCUUGGGAAAUUAGCAAAGCCUUAUACAAGAUCGAAGAAUUAAAACAUAAGAAAAGGGAACAAGAAAAGAGUUUGGAACUUACCGUAAGAGAUCUACAGGAAACAGAAAAUAGGUUUAAGGAGCUUGUAGCCCGUGCUCACAGAUGAAAAAGUACAUAAAAAAUUAUUCAGUAGUAAAUAAUUUAAUAUCGCUUAAACAGAUUUCGAGUUAAAGUUAUAAUGUAUGUAGAAAAUUCUCUCUGAGAGACUCACCUACCGAAACCAUUCGGAUUAAUCGAGGCGAAAUCCUAGAACGGAAUAGACAACAAAAAAGAGAAUACAGAAAAAUAAACCGAUCGGAUUCUGGCAUAGUAAUAAGUUUGGAAUUAAGGAUUCUCAAUUUCAUGUUAAAGUUCCAUUCAAUGUAAAUAUU